AUGGACCUUUCGAAGCAUUGGAGCUUUUCGGGAAAGAUCAACUUGAAUGCCAAUCACUGCAUAGCCUCCUUCCCAGGUGCGAGACCAGAUGCCUUUCAACGAGCACUUUCACUAGUGGCACCAGAAGACGCAUGCUCGUGCGCAUGUGUCAUGUCCGGUCUGGGCGAGCAUGUGGAGAAUCCUGACACGCCCGGCUUGUGCUGGUGCCAUCAUAUGAAUGGGAACAUUGGUCCACAAGAUUACCUCGCCGUUUUUGAUAUGGCAGAUGCACAUGCAGCGGCAGAGAAGCUGGCGAUCACCAAGGCAUUUACUGACACCAUGCAUAAAGUUUUGCUAGUGAAGGAUAAGCAAAACCUGACUGACUGGGAGAAAGAGAAAUCUGAAGCCCUGAAUGAAGCUCGCCUUCGCUGCAGUGCCAACGCCGGGAAAAUUCCACAAGGAUGCCUUGGGUUCGCGCGCUGGAUGGCGAACAUUGAAGAAGCCGUGAAGCUGCGACAAAAACUUCACGUGUUCUACUUGGAGGGCAAGGUGGGUCGCGGCAAGGUCCCGUGGAACAAGCUCUGCGAUGCGAGCGCCUGGCCAGACCGCACUUGCAGUGGUCUCGGUGCGAUGCAAACACGGGAGGUUGCCUACCUGGACAUGCGGGGACUGCCAUAUGAGGAGCACGAUGUCAGCUGCUUCGGUGGUGCCAUGUUUGCACGUCUUUGCGGCUCAGGCUUGGGCUCUACGCGCAUCAGUUUCCCGGGCAGGAUCAACGUGAGGUCUGGAAGAUGCAUCGUCUCCUUUCCUGGCAAGUAUUCUAAAGAAUGGGAUCAAGCUGUCUGGGCAACGACCAACGAUAAGACCUGGGCAACAAAUCCUGAUAAUGUGUGUUCGUUAGCGUGUGUGUUCCUGACCCAGCGCAAGUCGGGUCUCGGCCAGCAUGCAAAGAGAACCGAAUUCCCUGGUCGCUGCUGGUGUCAGGAGAUCUAUGGCGGUUUCUCGCCGCAUGCAUUCCUCAGCAUUCUUGAUAUGGCAGAUGCCGACGCAACAGAAGAGAAGCGGGCUCUCAUGGCUGCAGAUGCCCUGGCCCUGGGCAAGGUCUUUCUAGUGAAGGACAAGCAAAACGUGACCGAAUGGGAGCAGGAGGAGUCCGAUGCCCUGGAGCAGGCUCGCCUUCGCUGCUGCGAGAACGGUGGAAGGGCUCCAUGGGGGUGCCAAUGGUUUGAAGAGUGGAAGAGAAACGUGGAGCAAGCACUGAAAUUGGGACAAGAGCUUCAUGUUUUUUACUUUGAGGGCAAGAAGGGCUGUGGCAAGGUUCCAUGGGACAAUCUUUGCAACGCGAAGGCCAAGGUGGAGGCUCAGAAGGACACCGGCCUUGGCACAUCACAGACUGCCGAAGUGGCUUACUUGGACAAGCUGGGUGUGAAAUACAAGGAGCAUGACAUCAGCGAAUUCGAAGACUUCAUGUUCAAAGGCUUCAGCGGCAGUACGAAGGUGUCCCUUUGA
Molecule: messenger RNA, 1488 nt
Organism: Symbiodinium natans
Lineage: Eukaryota; Dinophyceae; Suessiales; Symbiodiniaceae
Source: the annotation of a GenBank genome assembly